AUGGAUUAUCCUAGUGUUAUGGCUAUAUCAUGGGGCGAUGGAGACCCCAGAAAGGACCCUAUCUCGGUGGUCUUUCUGGAAAAAGAUGGCCGAUUACGAGAUCAUGCCAAAUUCGACAACCUGAAGGACAAGGACCUAGAAAAUGAGUUUUUGGGCCUAAUCAAGCAACGCAAUCCUAGUGUUCUUGUCAUUGGUGGGUUCAGUCCUGCCACCCAUCGCCUUGUCGAGAUCAUCAGACCGUUGGUAUAUGAUCCCGACUGGGUGAAAGCCCAGACGGAGAAAGGACACCCUCCUUCUGAAUCAGUUGGGUUUGAUAAUCGAGACUCAAAGAACCCUCUGCAUGUCAAAUUUGUACAAGAUGCUGUCGCCCGUAUCUUUCAACAUAGUAAACGGGCUGCAGAGGAAUUUGGGACCUUGUCUCUCACAAGCCGUUAUUGUAUCG
Molecule: messenger RNA, 442 nt
Organism: Acaulospora colombiana
Lineage: Eukaryota; Fungi; Glomeromycota; Glomeromycetes; Diversisporales; Acaulosporaceae
Source: the annotation of a GenBank genome assembly